AUGUCAAGUGGUCGAUUACGGGUUCUUUGCACUUACCUGCAGUUGAAAUCUCAACAUGCGUUACACAAAAAUCUGCGAUUUGCUCCACUCAGCUCGUUCUCUAUCACCAAUUCGCCGCAUCCGAAAGGCGAACAUUAUGGCACUCCAACCUUACAAAAAAGUUUGGAGAAAUACCUUCAGUAUGUAAAACCUCUGAUAGCAGAUGAAUUCAUACGUUCCCCAGAAGGAUCUGAACUUCAAAAUCUUUUGGUCGAACGGGCUAAAAUGGAAGAGAACUGGCUUUUCGAUUGGUGGCUUGCUUCCUACUUGAAUUUCCGAGAGCCAGUCGUGGUACACUCCAGUCCAGGAGUGCGAAUGCAAACUAUGAACUUCCGUUCGGAUCAGGAAUGGCUAACGCAGGCGGCUGCCGUAAUUCAAGGUGUACUGAAUUUCAAGGCCAAGCUGGAGUCCGGAGCCUUGGAAACCGAGUUCACUUCUAAUGGUUCGGCCAUGUGCAUGUCUCAGUACUAUGCAGCAUUGGGUAAUUGUCGGAUAUCAGGAAUCCCUAACGAUCGGAUUCUGAGCCGCCAAGGUGGGCCAAAAUCCACCGUAGAGGUGUGCAAUAUUUCCGUGCUUUACAGAAAUCGACUUUUCAAUCUGGUCUUCUCGGACAAUGUCUCGCGUAACCCACUUCCACUGGGGACAAUCUAUCGACAGUUGGAGAACAUUGUACAAACUGUCCAACAUUUACCUCCCACUCCGCCGAUUGGACUGCUAACCAGUCUUCCACGAGAUGACUGGGCAAAAGCACACGCAGAACUGAGACAAAGUUUCCGUAACGCGGACAAUUUCUCCUCACUCGAGCGCAGUCUGUUUGUUCUCUGCUUGGACGACACGGCCAAUCUGCCCCCGGCUGAAAAGUCCACAAACAAUAUGUGGGAUCUGCCAGCUCGUGACACAGUCAGUGCGUUACACAUGUUACACGGGAAUUUGAUCAGUUCAGGCAAUCGAUGGUUUGAUAAAACAGUCGAAUUUAUCGUCUCUCGGGACGGUGCAGUCGGCCUGAACUUUGAGCACACACCGGCCGAUGCGGGUGUCCAUAUGGCCUUGAUAGAGGAAGUGUACGCUGCGAUGGAACAGAUCUUGGUGCCCGAGAGUCGAAUGCCUACAUUUGCCAAUCCGCAAGAAUGUGAAUGGGAAUUGUCCUCAUCCAUUCAAGACGAAAUUGAGCGAGCAGGACAUUUGCUUAAAGACACACCAAGACAAAGAGCCCAGCUACUUCAUGAAGCGGUACGCAAACAUCAAGACUAUACGAGAGAAUUGACCGAUGGAAAAGCAUUUGAUCGUCAUUUACUUGGUUUGCGUCUCUUGGCAAAUUCAUUGCGAUCGUCACGUCCGGAAUUGUAUGAGCGCGCACAAAUCCUCUUCACUGAUUUCACUUACUUGACUGCAAAUCACUACCGAUUGUCAACAAGUCAGACUCGAUCCAAGGCGGAUUUGGCCGCUGUGUUCGGUCCAGUUGUUCCUAAUGGCUAUGGGGUUUGCUACAACAUUCAUCCGGAUUUCAUUCAGUUAACUGCCACCGCUUUCCGAACGUCUUCCGAGACCCGAGAACCGCGGGAACUUCUCGAGCACUUGUUCACUGCGCUCAACGAUAUGAUGACCUUGGUCACACAAAAUGCCUGA
Messenger RNA from Echinostoma caproni, 1665 nucleotides. The record is from the annotation of a GenBank genome assembly. Lineage: Eukaryota; Metazoa; Platyhelminthes; Trematoda; Plagiorchiida; Echinostomatidae.